Brassica rapa (field mustard) is the source of this 5929-nucleotide messenger RNA. Its product is annotated as peptide chain release factor PrfB2, chloroplastic. Gene Ontology annotation, cellular component: cytoplasm. Gene Ontology annotation, molecular function: translation release factor activity, codon specific. The record is from RefSeq and is a predicted model, not a curated record. Gene Ontology annotation, biological process: translational termination. Lineage: Eukaryota; Viridiplantae; Streptophyta; Magnoliopsida; Brassicales; Brassicaceae.
AUGUCAUCGUUGAUCAUCAGUAGAUCACGAAGCAGAGCUGUCCUACUCUGGAAAACCCAUGGAAUCGAAAUCGCAAGUAUUUUCUCCCACGCGUUUGCAGAUUCAGUUUCGGCUUCUGGGUUCUCCUCAGAUGCAACAAGAAGCUUCAAAACUACAUCUUCUGGAUUCGAAUCUAGAAAAAUUAGCAACUUGACUAUUUCCAGAAGCAAUUUCGUCUCCACGACUCGACCAUUGAGCUCAGAAGCUGUACCUGUUGCUUCGACUUGUGACGGACUUACGGUGGAACGAAUCAUAGCUAACCAAUGGCCGAUUUUAGACGAAAACGAGAGUGAUUGGAAGAGCCACGCUGCAGCAAUUGCACAGUCCAUUCAAGUCAUCAAGAGACGCUUGCAGUGGAAAAAACUGUUGGUGAGGCUUAGAAUGUUAUCUGUAGAGUUGAAUAAACCUCAUCUCUGGGAUGAUCCAACUCAUGCUGGUAAGAUAAGCCGAGAGCACGGUUCGCUCACAGGGAAAAUGAAAGGGGUUAUGACGUUUGAGAGAGAGUUGCUUGAACACAUUGACAUGUUAAAACUCGCUAAAGAGGAGAAUGACUCAGAGUUAGAAUCGGAAACUAUGAGUGCAUUGACCGAAAUGAGAAGGGUUUCGAAAGAGAAAGAACUGGAGGCUUUAUUAUCUGCUGAGAAUGAUCAUUGUUCCUGCUACAUAGAGGUUCAAGCUGGAGCUGGAGGAACCGAGAGCAACGAUUGGGCAUCAAUGGUAAUGGACAUGUACAAAACAUGGGCUCAACGACGCAAAUUCUCUGUCACUGUCGUCGAUGAAAUGCCUGGGGAGAUGGCAGGAAUCAAGCGUGCGACAAUCAAACUGAAUGGUGAAUACGCCUAUGGAUAUGCAAAAGCAGAAGUUGGAGUUCAUAGGCUGGUGCGUAUAUCACCGUUUGAUAGUGGAAAACGGAGGCACACAUCAUUUGCUGCGGUUGCGGUGAUUCCGAUUCUAGGUGACGGGUCGACCCGAGUGCAGAUCAAUGACUCGGAUCUCCGGAUAGAGCGGUUCCGUUCUGGAGGAGCUGGUGGACAGCAUGCUAACACGACGGACAGUGCUGUAAGAAUCAUUCACAUACCAACUGGCAUAACAGCAACUUGUCAGAAUGAAAGGUCGCAGCAUAUGAACAAGGCUUCAGCAAUGGCAGUGCUACAGUCACGACUAGACCAACUAGAAAUGGCUCGUCAGACAGCAAUGAAUGCGCAACAUACACAAUCACUAACCGAGAUCAGUUGGGGAAAUCAGAUUAGAACUUAUGUUCUCCAUCCAUACAGAAUGGUGAAGGAUCUGAGAACAAACUACGAAGUCUCUGAUCCUGACUCAGUUCUUGAAGGAGAUUUGGAUGGUUUCAUAUUGAGCUUCUUAUCUUCUUCUUUGGACAAAAGUGAUGAUGAACAUUAAGGUUUUUGAAUCUCGACUCUUGAGCUAUCUCUGCCGCUUUAGUAGUUAGUAUUAAAUAGAGUUGUAUACAAAACUCUGAAACGCAAACUCAUUGUUUUCAAAAGGCUUAAGUUUGUAAUCUUUAUACUCCAAUAUUUCUUCUAGAAUUUAAAUCAAACCUUUUUAAUUUUUUUCUAAAUACAGUAAAUCAUUACGCAUUAGUAAAGCAUCUAAAGAACCAUUAAAUAUGAGAUGGAAGACACUUAAAAACUAACUAAUGAAGCACCAAAGAUAGCUUAUGGGUUUUGUUAAUCCACCCAAAUAAAAUACAAUAAAAUAUCAAUACUAUUAAAACAUAAACAUUUUUUAUCUACUUCCAAAAAUUAUAAUUGUUCAUCAUUAUUGCAUAUGUUGCAUGUGCUCAUCAUAUCUAAUAGAGUUAAAGAUUAUAUUAUAUGAUGAUUUAAUGUGUUAUCCAAUGUUAAAAAAAAAUUACAAUUGAACCACUACAUUUAUUUAACCUCCUAUAGUUUUGAAAAAAUAACUUAGCUAUUAGACUAAGUAUGCACCAUAGCCUUAUACAUUAUUUAAGCUUUAAAGGUGACAAAGGAAUGAGUGAGGGAAUGUAUACUACUAAUACAUGAUACACUUUGGGAGUCUUCCACUAAUUACCCAUACCUUUCAGUCUAAACCAUAUCUUUCAUUAAAGGGAAUUUGGACAUUUUAAGCCAUUAUGUUUUUUUCUUUAAUACUGUGUCGUUUUCUUUAACAAAUAAUGUGAAGGUAUAUAUAUACUUUCUCUGUUCCUAAAAGUAUGAUGUUUUUUUGCAGAUUUUGGAUGUUCUAAUAUAUAAGAUGUUUUUAUUUUUCUAGGUAACUUUUACUUUAUUAAAAACUGUUUUUUUUUUCAUCAUUUACAACCUUAAUUUAAUUCAGUAAUUAGGGAGACGUCUUUUUUUUUUAAGACUGGAUUGUAUUAUUAAGUCUUAUAGUCAAAAAGUUCUAAACAAUGAGAAUUAUCAAAACAAAAGAGUAGAAAAAGGAUACACCAGUAGAGAUCCAAAGUAAACUAACAACACAUCUUGCGUAUGGAUGACUAAAGAUUUUCAUAUAAAAACUCCAUAUUGCUUUUGGAGAAGCUGGAUCUCAAGGGAGAUAAUCUUCUUAUUAAUCCAAAAACACCACGCUUCAGAAUGAAUUGAGAACGAUUAUCACUCUCUUUUUAAUACUCCAGUAGGAGCCACUGAGAUAAGACAACUCUUUAUAUUGCUCUAUUGAUAAUAAUAGAGUCAAAGAGAUUACUGUUCCAUAGAAUUUGAUGCUGCUUUUUGAAGUAACCAUAGUUUGCAGAAAGAACUCCAUCACUGUCACAUGAAGAACAGUCAACGAUUGAAGCCGGUAAGAUCCGUCGCCACCAUCCGCAGUAGAUCUGUCAAUUACCUUUUCUAAACGGUUCAAUUGAACCAAAACUUUUAUCUCUCCAAAUCCAUUGGAAAAAGCAUACAAAAGAAUAAUAAAAAACUUUGCCAGAUUUAAAACAAAUUGGCAAUCAAAUUAAACGCUCGUCUCAAGCGAAGAUAGCCUUCUCUAUAUAUAAUAAAUUAUUAUUUAAAUAAAUAAAUAAAAUAUAUACUUUUAUGUUUUCAAAUUUUAACUUUUUUAUAAUCUUAUUUUUUAUUUUUUCGAAUUCUUUUUUAAAAAUUUUCAAAUUUUCUUUUUGAAAAUUAAAAAUUACGUUUGAAACUAUUUUUUUUUAUUUUUUAAAAUAUUUAUUUAUAUAAACGAGGAGUAAAUUAAAUCAAAGAAAGAGAAGCAGAACGAAUCAAACAAGCCGAUAACGGAGCUAUAGAAGCCUCCUGCCAUCGGCUUGAAACUAUAAAAAAUCUCUUUUUUUUUUCUCUCGACGGCUCUAUUAAAAACUGUUUACUCAAUCAUAUUUUAAUAGUAUUUUUUUGUAAUUGGUUGAAUACUAUUAAUUUUUAGUUUUAAUGAUAUUUUCAGACAAAAAGUAGUUUUCUUAAUAUGUGUGUUUCUACCUAAAUAUUUUAUAUUUAGAAUAGAGGGAGUAUGUAAUUUAUUCUCUCUGGAUUUUCUUAUUACAUUCUCUACUUUUUAAUAUUUUUAAUAGCAAUUAAAAAGUAAGUAAAUAUAGUUUUUUAAAUACGGAUUUCAAUCAUCAUUACACUCCAUUUUCUUUUCUUGAUUGGUUAGUGUAUUCUUUCUAAAUUUACAGAUACCUAUUUUUAGUGUAACAACAAAGUCUUGCCAUAUCUAUCUAUUAUUAUAAAGAAGAGCUACUCUCUUCUCCUAUGAUGCCACAUCAGAAAAUAGAAGGAGGAAAUCACGACACGUGGCACACUAAUUCUCGAGUUAUUUGCUUUCGUUCGUGGAGUGAUUUUUAUGGGCUUUAACAAAUGUUUUAUUCCUUUCUUAUUAUUUCAUGUAAUCGGGUCUUAUCAGGUCGUAUCAAUUUUGUUUGGUCUCAAAAAAUAACCUAAUUAGAAUUUCAUCUUCAUCUUGAAUAUUGAUAAUAGAUUUCUAGGGUUUGUCGUCUUCACGAACUCUGAUUAUGUCAAACAACCAUGAUGUUCUUGAAGGAUCUCCGAGUCAGCUCUUCAUGUUGGUUCUCUGUGCUGUUCAACAUUCCCGCCGUUAUGCUUGCGCUUAAUCUCCUCAAAUCCGUUAUGCAAUGAAGUGCUUCAUCACCAUUAACAGCGUUCUUUAAUCCUUGGAUCCACGCCCACCACGAUCAAUCAUUCAUUGCUUCUUAUCUCCCUUGCAGGCUGUGGAUUUCACCUAUAAAAAGGGCAGACUUCACCUUUCGAAAAACAUCCUCCCGAUUACUAAUAUCAUAAAGAUACUCUUCUUCUUCGAUUUAAUGUCUCGGUCAUCUAUCAUGCUCGCUGAUUUGAAGGCCAGGCGUGUUGUUCUACUGUGGAGGUGCGAUUGUUGAGUUUCUGGGAAGCUAGAAACAUGAAAAGAGGUGGUGAGCUGAUAGGCCUAGACAUGCUCCUCCUUGAAGCUAAGGUUGUUUUGUUCUCUAAACUCAUUAUCAUCGUCGGUUCUGGACACAUCACGGCGUUUAUACUCUGAGUUAUCCAGCUUAUGUUUUCAAUAAUAUAUUAAACCUUUCUCGUUCAUGUUGUUGAAUCCGUUUGUUAAUUAUGUUUUCAUUCAUUUUUCAUGUUUUCAUGCAACUCCCAUACCAGCCACCCUCAACGUCCACCGUCUUACCACUUACCGGAAUAUGUACUCCUUAGGCGGAUUUGAUGUGCCUCGCUGCAAUCAGAAUUACAGGCUCUACGACUCACCUUUUCUGAUUCAGUUUAGUGAUUCACCAACCGAGCUGGUUCUACCAAUUCUUCAGGUUCCGUAAUCACAGUGAACUACUUGGACUGGCUACUAUUUGGUUUAAAAGCUGAUGUAGAAUAAAAUUUAGGAUAAGUAGUUAACUCAUGUGUUACAGCCUUCUGUUUUUCUUUUUUCAAUUGCAACCAAAGGUAUGGAAUUUAGAAUCUAGCGUUGUUUCAUUUGAGAUUUGAUUUAUUAUUUGCAAUUAAUUACUGUUUCAUUAGCAGGGCUACCAAAGCUAUGGAUAUCUGCAAAACUGCCAAAACCAGAAAUAUUUGUCGUCUUCCAAUAGCUCAAAGUGUGAAUCUUUACAUUGUGAAUAUAUCAAGUUCCUUGAGUUUAAACCAUCUGUGAAGUUCAGGGGCUGCAUUUCUCUUUGCAAUUUGAUCAUUGCUCCCUCGACAUCCUUGAAGAGCGAGUAAACAUUCCAAAAAUGGCUGAUAUAAAAUUGAAGAGGCAUUUCUUGGACUACUAUAUCCGACAGUGAACUACAAAGUGUACAGUUACUUGACUAAUAUGUAAGUCAACUUUAUAUUGGUCACAACUGAUUUAUAUGCCAGAGACACCAAAGUGAGAAAUGUAAGCAGCUUUUCAUCUGCUUAGUGCGCUAAGGUUCUUAAGACUCGAUCUAAGAACUCCUACAUGUUCACAAGCAUAGGGUCUGGUUGCUGAGAUUUACUAUAAGCCAAUCUCGGAUGCAACAUAAAUUCGAUUAAGCAACUGAGUUUAUUGAAAGCUAAGGAGAUAUUAUUGAAGAAACAAAGGAAAGAUGAAAAGCCAAAAGCGAAACCCCUGAAUAUGAUCACUGAAAUGGAAUGUAAAUCAAGUGACAGUGAUUGUGACAUAAAUAAGUUGCUGGCAUGAGCUCUUUUGGAAAUAAGGCUAAACUGAUUUUUGAGCCGCAACAGCCAGAAUCUGGAGAAGCAACCAUUCCUACAAUCCAAGUGACUGAUUCCUAUAAAAGCUCGAAAUUGAAAAUUCUCCCAACAACACCGUGAAAACAUAGAAGCUAGCUGUGCCGCAAUCAGCUGCGACAUUGACAUCUUUUCUCUCAGUUGUUAAUUAUAGACGUCUUAAAGUAAACCAUGUUUUAAAAGGUCCUAAUUAUUUUUGAUGAUAUGGUUUAUUUGAUAAUUUAAAAAAUAUGUAAAUCUUUAAA